UUAAGUGUUAAGACGAUGCGGGACACAACAGUGUGUGACAGUAAACAGAGCUUACAGGAGGAUCAAACCGCCACAGAGUCUCUGGAUUCUGUAUGUAACGCUGGAGAACAGCAGCAGAUCCUGCAGAGCAAACUGAAGAUGUGUUCAGUUAAACUCAUCGACUGCACGAACCUCAUGAUGAAGAUUAAAACUGAACCCACAGAAAUCAAAACUGAACCCACAGAAAUGAAAACUGAACCCACAGAAAUAAAAACUGAACCCAAAGAAGAGGAAGAUCGCACUGAGGAAGAUGAUGAUUUUAUUCCAUCAGAUGUGAAGAGUGAUUCAUGUUUGGAUAUAGAAAUAAAAUCCUCAACAUCAAAAGAGCGACUGACAGCACAAACUCUUUCCUGCAUCACCUGUGGAAAGACAUUCAGCUCACAGAGACAUUUAGAGAGACAUGAGAGAAAACACACUGAACAGAAACUCUUCACCAGAUCUGAGAUCAGCUUUACUACCUUACAAGAGAAGAAACUUCAUUCAGAAGACCACAGAGAGAAGAAGAAGAAGAAGAAGCAGUUUCACUGUGAGCAGUGUGGGAAGAUUUUUGUCUCUUCCCAUAAUCUAAAUGUUCACAUGAGGAUACAUCGUGAUGAAAAGCCUUUCAACUGCACUGAAUGUGGAAAUUACUUCAGAACCAAACAACAUCUUAAAGUUCAUCAGAGAGUUCACACUGGAGAAAAACCUUACGAGUGUCCUCACUGUGAGAAGAGAUUUAGCCGUAAACGUGGUCUGAAGAGACAUGUGCGUUCACACACCAAUGAGAGACUCUAUCAGUGCCGUGAAUGUGACAAAACCUUUAGGGAUUCCGGCUCUUUAAAAAAACACCAGAAUACUCACAUUAAAGAGAAACUCCAUCAGUGUUCACACUGUGAUAAAUGUUACGGUCAUAAAUAUCAGCUGAUAGUCCAUGAGAGAGUUCAUACUGGAGAAAAACCUUAUCACUGUAGUGUCUGUGGGAAGAGUUUUAGUCAAAAAACUACAUUACUAUGUCAUAAGAGAAUUCAUACAGGUGAAAAACCUUACAAAUGCUCUCAGUGUGACAAGAUGUUUACUUGUUCAAGUAACUUAAAAAACCAUGAAAGAGUUCAUACUGGAGAGAAACCUCAUCACUGUAGUGUCUGUGGUAAGAGUUUUAGUGUAAAGGCUACAUUACUAAAUCACAAGAGAAUUCAUGAAAAACCUUAUAACUGCUCUCAGUGUGGCAUGACCUUUGCUCAGUCAGAUUACUUAAAAUCCCACCAGGGUGUACAUUCUGGAAUGAAAAGUUAUUACUGUAGUGUUUGUGGGAGGAGUUUUACUCGCCAUGGCAGUUUAGUAUUACACCAGAGACUUCAUACAGGUGAAAAACCUUUCAAAUGCUCUCAGUGCGACAAGAUGUUUACUUGUUCAAGUAACUUAAGAUACCAUCAGAGAGUUCAUACUGGAGAGAAACCUUAUCACUGUAGUGUCUGUGGGAAGAGUUUUAGUCAAGGGUCUUCAUUACUAAAGCACAAGAGAAUUCAUACAGGUGAAAAACCUUUCAAAUGCUCUCAGUGUGACAAGACGUUUGCUCAGUCAAGUCACUUACAAGCCCAUCAGAGAGUUCAUAUUGGCCUAUUCUCUGUGCUGUGUGUUUGUGUAUCAUCAGUGUUUUUCUCUCUUGCGUGUUUUAUUGAGUGUAAACAGAGUCUUGUCUCUGUGUAUUUUAGUGUUAAGACGAUGCGGGACACAACAGUGUGUGACAGUAAACAGAGCUUACAGGAGGAUCAAACCUCCACAGAGUCUCUGGAUUCUGUCUGUAACGCUGGAGAACAGCAGCAGAUCCUGCAGACCAAACUGAAGAUGUGUUCAGUUAAACUCAUCGACUGCACGAACCUCAUGAUGAAGAUUAAAACUGAACCCACAGAAAUCAAAACUGAACCCACAGAAAUCAAAACUGAACCCACAGAAAUCAAAACUGAACCCACAGAAAUCAAAACUGAACCCACAGAAAUCAAAACUGAACCCACAGAAGAGGAAGAUCGCACUGAGGAAGACGAUGAUUUUAUUCCAUCAGAUGUGAAGAGUGAUUCAUGUUUGGAUAUAGAAAUAACAUCCUCAACAUCAAAAGAGCAACUGACAGCACAAACUCUUUCCUGCAUCACCUGUGAAAAGACAUUCAGCUCACAGAGACAUUUAGAGAGACAUGAGAGAAAACACACAGAACAGAAACUCUUCACCAGAUCUGAGAUCAGCUUUACUACCUUACAAGAGAAGAAACUUCAUUCAGAAGACCACAGAGAGAAGAAGAAGAAGCAGUUUCACUGUGAGCAGUGUGGGAAGAUUUUUGUCUCUUCCCAUAAUCUAAAUGUUCACAUGAGGAUACAUCGUGAUGAAAAGCCUUUCAACUGCACUGAAUGUGGAAAUUACUUCAGAACCAAACAACAUCUUAAAGUUCAUCAGAGAGUUCACACUGGAGAAAAACCUUACGAGUGUCCUCACUGUGAGAAGAGAUUUAGCCGUAAACGUGGUCUGAAGAGACACGUGCGUUCACACACCAAUGAGAGACUCUAUCAGUGCCGUGAAUGUGACAAAACCUUUAGGGAUUCCGGCUCUUUAAAAAAACACCAGAAUACUCACAUUAAAGAGAAACUCCAUCAGUGUUCACACUGUGAUAAAUGUUACGGUCAUAAAUAUCAGCUGAUAGUCCAUGAGAGAGUUCAUACUGGAGAAAAACCUUAUCACUGUAGUGUCUGUGGGAAGAGUUUUAGUCAAAAAACUACAUUACUAUGUCAUAAGAGAAUUCAUACAGGUGAAAAACCUUACAAAUGCUCUCAGUGUGACAUGACAUUUGCUUAUUCAGGUCACUUUAAAGUCCAUCAGAGACUUCAUACUGGAGAGAAACCUUACGUCUGCUCUCACUGUGGAAAGAGCUUCUCUAGUUCAUCUAAAUUAAGAGUUCAUCAAAGAGUUCAUACUGGAGAGAAACCUUAUCACUGUAAUGUUUGUGGGAAGAGUUUUAGUCAUCAAACUACAUUACUAUGUCACAAGAGACUUCAUACAGGUGAAAAACCUUUUAAAUGCUCUCAGUGUGACAUGACAUAUGCUUAUUCAGGUCACUUCAAAGUCCAUCAGAGAGUUCACACUGGAGAGAAACCUUACAUCUGCUCUCACUGUGGAAAGAGAUUCUCUAGUUCAUCUCAAUUCAUAGUUCAUCAGAGAGUUCAUACUGGAGAGAAACCUCAUCACUGUAAUGUUUGUGGGAAGAGUUUUAGUCAAAAAACUACAUUACUAAAGCACAAGACAAUACAUACAGGUGAAAGACCUUACAAAUGCCCUCAGUGUGACAUGACGUUUGCUCAGUCAAAUUCCUUAAAAUCCCAUGAGAGAAUUCAUACUGGAGAGAAACCUUAUCACUGUAGUGUCUGUGGUAAGAGUUUUAGUCAAGGGUCUUCAUUACUAAAGCACACGAGAGUUCAUACAGGUGAAAAACCUUUCAAAUGCUCUCAGUGUGACAAGAUGUUUACUUGUUCAAGUAACUUAAAAAAACAUGAAAGAGUUCAUACUGGAGAGAAACCUUAUCACUGUAGUGUCUGUGGUAAGAGUUUUAGUGUAAAGGCUACAUUACUAAAUCACAAGAGAAUUCAUGAAAAACCUUAUAAAUGCUCUCAGUGUGGCAUGACCUUUGCUCAGUCAGAUUACUUAAAAUCCCACCAGGGAGUACAUUCUGGAAUGAAAAGUUAUUACUGUAGUGUUUGUGGGAGGAGUUUUAGUCAAGGGUCUUCAUUACUAAAGCACAAGAGAAUUCAUACAGGUGAAAAACCUUUCAAAUGCUCUCAGUGCGACAAGAUGUUUACUUGUUCAAGUAACUUAAGAUACCAUCAGAGAGUUCAUACUGGAGAGAAACCUUAUCACUGUAGUGUCUGUGGGAAGAGUUUUAGUCAAGGGUCUUCAUUACUAAAGCACAAGAGAAUUCAUACAGGUGAAAAACCUUUCAAAUGCUCUCAGUGUGACAAGACGUUUGCUCAGUCAAGUCACUUACAAGCCCAUCAGAGAGUUCAUAUUAGUGAGAAACUGUAAAGCUGAAGGUAUACUAGGGGGGGUCUGUAUGACGUCAUUUUUGUCAUCAGGAGAAAAUGACCGUACGCGUUCAACAGCGCAUGUGUGAGAACAUAUUGAGACAGAACACCCCACUACAAACAAUUAGGGCGCACUCACACUAUCCAAACUAAACCGUGCUCGGGCACGUUUGACCCCCAAAGCCUGGUUUGUUUGACUAGUGUGAUUGUUCUGUUCUGCGGAUUGGUUAAUGGCGUCGCGGCUGGGUUGCAGAGGUGGGCGGACUCGGAUCGAUAAAAGUACAGUGUGAGUGCGUGCACCUGGGGGAGUAUGCAGGGUUGACAAUCGCGCUGGGGCAUGGUUUGGUUUGGUUUGGAUAAUGUGAGUGCACCCUUACACAAAGGCAAUAGAAAGCAUUUGCACACACACACUAUUGUUUUUUCUUUUGAUUUUCACUUAUUUCAAGAACAGAAAGCUGUGGAGCAUUUUCGUCACCCUAAUGUUUGACUCCUGGUCUUUGUUUUCUUCUUGUUUCUUCUAAACUUUGUUUGCCAUGGUGGAUCAUCUACUGUUCUUCACCUAUCCUGCAUUUUUUCCGUUGCAUAGUAUCUCACGGUUUGGUGUCAGCUUCAGACCUGCCAACCUUUACGCAUUUUGCGUAACAGAUACGCAUUUAGACACCAAACUACGCUGCUACGAUUUGUCACUUCAAAAUACACGAAAAGCCUUUGAUUUAAACUGUAUGUGCAUUUGCGCACUAGGCAACUCGUCUAUGAGUGUCUAUGAGUCUACCGCAUUGGGCAGCAACCUGUUGGGGAAAGACGACGUCGACCAAUCAUAGCGCUAGUUUUAAACUCUUCAAAGCGGAGAGCGGGGAGCCGUCGCGACUCGCAACGAAUAACGAAAAUAACGAAAUUGUUCUUCAUCUCGGUCCAUCUUCAUACUGGGACUUGUUUUACAAGGGAGGAUGGUUCUAAACACCGUUUUUAAAGGUAAAUGGGCAGGGUAUGGGAAUUGUGAAUUGCAUCCAUUGUAAUAAGCCUGCCAACCAGGGGCGUCUAGACCCCUUUUACUGUUGCACGUGCCCUAGUGUAAAUCUGUUGUACCCAGUGUCCUAUGUUGUGCCUCAAGUUUAAGUUUUUAGUUUAUUUGCCAGUAUAUUCAUUGUUAAUCGCGGCAAAACUGAGCUAUAUGAACCGUAAUUCACGGUUGUAAACGUGUUGCCGUCCCACAAGACAAACUGACCAAAACAAAAAAAUAAUAUCAAUCUUAUUCUUACUCGAUUGUUACUGGCUCCUGUCAACGUACAUCCGAUUUUUGUGCAGAGCAGGGAAAUAGAAGCAGGAAGCAUAUGAUGAGGGAGGUCAAACGAACUACAUGCUCAGCCAGUCAAAACCAAGUAUAGAG
This is a messenger RNA of Misgurnus anguillicaudatus (oriental weatherfish), 5466 nucleotides long. Lineage: Eukaryota; Metazoa; Chordata; Actinopteri; Cypriniformes; Cobitidae. The record is from RefSeq and is a predicted model, not a curated record.